AUGACAGACAAAGAGGAAACAGGUGGCGGGGAGCAGGACGAUAUCUCGUUCCUUCGAACGGGUGAUAUCGUAGCGAUGACCUGUUUAGCGUCUUCAAACCGAGAAGGUGUGCUUGGCUCAGAGCGUGUUUGUCUAUGCAGUGAAGGCUUCGGAAAUCGAAUGUGCCUUCUCGAGAAUGUUUCUUAUCGUGAUUUACCACCCGAUAUGGCAAUGUGCAUGCUUUAUAUAGACAAUGCGCUUUCAAUGCGAGCGCUGCAGGAAAUGAUGAGUUCCGACGGUGAACAGAAAGGAACUGGAAGUGGCGGUGGGCAUAAAACGCUUUUGUAUGGACAUGCCGUUCAGUUGAAGCAUGUUCAGAGCGAAAUGUAUUUAGCGUGUCUUUCCUCGUGCUCUUCGAAUGACAAGCUCGCUUUCGAUGUCGGUGUACAAGAAACGAACGAAGGUGAAGCCUGUUGGUGGACCAUUCAUCCGGCUUCAAAACAACGAUCAGAGGGUGAGAAAGUUCGUGUGGGUGAUGACGUUAUCCUUGUUUCGGUAGCCACCGAGCGUUAUUUGCACAUGCAACACAGUAAAGGAUUCAUGGUUAUCGCAUCAUUUCAUCAAACACUUUGGAAUAUUACUUCAGUCAGCUCGGGUAGUGUUCGAAUCAGGAAUAUGGGUGCGUCACUUGCAUUCGAUCAGAGUUUAUUUCGGUUUAAGGCAUAUCUCAAUGAGCAGACAGAUUCCAUGCAUUCUGAAACGUUUCAGGAUCGUUGUUCGGAAAUGAUGUUCUACGAUUCUUUCAUGGUAAUGAUGAAGUACUAA
Anisakis simplex (herring worm) is the source of this 804-nucleotide messenger RNA. The record is from the annotation of a GenBank genome assembly. Lineage: Eukaryota; Metazoa; Nematoda; Chromadorea; Rhabditida; Anisakidae.